AUGGAGACUGAAGAACAAAAGGGUGUUUGUGGUGAUAACAUGAAGACUGAAGAACAGAAGGGUGUUGGUGGUGAUAAUAUGGAGACUGAAGGACAGAAGGAUGUUGGUGGUGAUAACAUGAGGACUGAAGGACAGAAGGGUGUUGGUGGUGAUAACAUGAGGACUGAAGGACAGAAGGGUGUUGGUGGUGAUAACAUGGAGACUGAAGGACAAAAGGGUGUUGGUGGUGAUAAUAUGGAGACUGAAGGACAGAAGGGUGUUGGUGGUGAUAAUAUGGAGACUGAAGGACAGAAAGGUGUUGGUAGUGAUAAUAUGGAGACUGAAGGACAAAAGGUUUUUGAUGUAAAGGCAAUUGAAAACCUCGUCUUCAGUGGAGGAGGGGCGAAAGGUGUUGCAUAUGGUGGUGUUAUCGAGGUUCUAAAGGAGAAAAAUAUACUAAGCUACGUUAAGAGAUUUGCAGGAACCAGUGCCGGAUCCAUUGUUGCUGCGCUUCUUGCAAUGGGAUGCGAUGUGCAAAAAAUUCAACAGUUAAUGAAGACUAACUUUGAUGAUUUACUGAAAGAUUGUUGCUGUGGAUUAUGUACCUGUACGGAUGCUUGUUGCUGUGUUUUCUCCUGCUGCUGCUCUUGUUACCGAGGCUGUAUGGGUCGCAUUAAGUCCUACUUUCUCACAUGUUGUGGUAUCACCAAUCUGCUAUGCCAGUCGUCUUCGUGCAGGAAGUCCUCAUUUGGAAUGUAUACUGGGAAAAAAUUCAAAACAUGGAUAGGAAAUCGAUUUAAGGAGCUUCGUUUCAAGGAGACAGUAACGUUUAAGGAGUUGUAUGAACAUGAAAAAAAAUAUAAAGAGUUGUGCAUAGUUGUGACCAACAUCAGCACACAGAUAGAGGAAUACUGUCACGUGAAGACAACACCAGAUAUGGAGAUCAGGCAAGCUAUCAGAAUGUCUAUGUCCAUUCCAGUGGUUUUUGAAGAAGUACGGAUGAUAAACGUUUGUUCUGGUAGGGAAGCAGCAUAUGUUGAUGGAGGAUUGCUGUGCAACUAUCCAGUCUUCUGCUUUGAUGGCUGGUGGCUUUCAAUGAAACCUGAACAUUCCUUCUUUAGAAAGUUGACAAAUAUUGCAUCGAAGUCAGAUAUUUACAAAGAAAGGUUUAAAGCUGAUAAAGACGGUCCCCUGUGUAAAACACUUGGCUUUGUAUUGUUUUUAAGGCAAUCAGUUAUAAAACAAAACACAACUGAAAUUGAAGAAAGAAGUAAUGAAACAGAACCUUUGACGGAUUCAGAAAAAUCUUUGGAUAAAGAGUUUGCCAACAUUGAUUCCAAACUUAAAAGAAAAUUUGUGUCCCUAAAUAAAGGCAGUAUUGAAACAAUGGAAGACAACUUAACCCUCUUUCUAGAGUUUGUUGAGACUAAGGAGAAGGAGGGAAAAUUAAAUAAGUCAGCCUUCAUUGACGGACUACAAAAGGUAGAAUUUAAAAAACAUAAUGGAAAUGUUUUUGGGGCUUUAUUUGGAUCCAAAGCAACUCCCGGAGAUGUUUGGAAGGAUUUAACACACAACAAAAGUGAAAGUGAAAACUUGGAAUUCACGGAUAUAAGUCGGUUCAUUACAAAGAGGACGGGAUACAGCAUUGAUCAAUGGUACAGUGGUUUCUCUUAUACACCUUCUGGGACAACGAAAGAGUUCUUCAGCUCCCUAACAAGUACAAUGAUUACAAAUUCAAGCCGGAUCAAUCUGAAGUUCACAGAUGUAGACCGAACGGUCGGAAUAAACACAAAACACAUCACGGCUCUCGAUUUUAACAUGGAAGAGGCUGACAAAGAUUUUCUGAUAAAGUGUGGAAAACAAGCGAUGAACGAUUUUUUGGAAACCUAUAAAAAAGAACAUAGGACUGUUGAAAACAGCCUCAGUUGCCACUGUUUUCCUUGGCAUCUUUAAUUCGUGCCUGUAUAAUUUCUAUCUUGAUAUUUUGGGAUGAAAGUGAUUGAUCGUCCUGAGAAUAAAAUUAAAUAUUUCGUAAUCAUUAUUGCUAAAUUAUACGAAUUUUUUAAUAAAGCAAAUUUGACGUUUGGUCACAUAAGGUUCCUCCAUUUUUCUAAUAGCAUAAAUUUUAUUCAUUUACUCACUGAAGUGAUUUUGCUAUCGUUGAUUUUUCUCUCGAAAUCACUAAUUAAGAUGUC
Messenger RNA from Saccostrea cuccullata (small rock oyster), 2174 nucleotides. RefSeq lists its product as uncharacterized. The transcript has 14 exons. The record is from RefSeq and is a predicted model, not a curated record. Bases 1 to 1932 code for a protein of 643 amino acids. Gene Ontology annotation, biological process: lipid metabolic process. Lineage: Eukaryota; Metazoa; Mollusca; Bivalvia; Ostreida; Ostreidae.